GCGUCCUCGUCCAGAGUCCAAAGUAUCGUCCGCGGAGUCUCCAAAGUCGUCGCCCACAAUGCCGCUCGAAGCAACAUUAAUGAUAAUCGACAACUCCGAGUACAUGCGCAAUGGCGACUAUCAACCAUCACGCUUUGCUGCCCAGUCCGACGCGGUCACCACAAUCUUCCAGACCAAGAUUGAUUCCAAUCCUGAGAACACUGUUGGCGUCAUGACAAUGGCUGGCAAGGGCCCAGAAGUGCUCGUCACGCAUUCCAAAGAUAUCGGACAGAUACUGCAAGCACUCCAUGACUCCGCAGACAAGAUCGGCGGCGUUGCAGACAUCCCCACCGCGAUCGCAGUCGCGCAGCUCGCGCUCAAGCAUCGACAGAACAAGAACCUCCGGCAGCGUAUCGUCGUCUUCGUCGGCUCUCCACUAGAGGGCCAGGGAGCCGACGAGAAGGGCAUGACCCGCCUCGCGAAGAAGCUCAAGAAGAACAAUGUCGCUGUCGACUUCAUAGUGUUCGGUGACGGCAUUGAGGAGGGCGAGCGGAGCAUUCUCAAGACGUUCGUCGAGAACUGCACGAGCGGAGAGAACUCACAUUACGUCUCAAUACCGCCCGGCCCACAUCUCCUCUCGGACAUGGUGCUCAACUCGCCUAUCCUCGCAGGCGACCGCGGCAUCCCGGAGGAGGCCAUGGCUGAAAUCGCGUCUGGCGGGGGCGCAGGCGGCGCGGGCAACUUCGAGUUCGGUGUCGACCCCAGCCUGGACCCUGAAUUGGCAAUGGCAUUGCGCAUGUCAAUGGAGGAGGAGCAGGCGCGGCAGGCUGCCGCAGCUCAGACGGCAGUGGCGGCACCUGCGCCGCCAGCAGAGUCGUUGACCGUGCCCGCUGUAGCUGCACCAGUGCCAGCGCCAGCAGCUGCAGCUGCAGCUGCACCGGCUGCUGCGGAGCCGACGGACGAGGAGGAGGAGGCGAUGCUGAAGCAAGCGCUGGCGAUGUCGCAGGAGCACGAGCAGGAGCAGGACGUGGAGAUGGGAGAUGCACAAGCGCACGCGGGGGAGGACGAGGAGAUGUCAGAAGAGGAGGCGAUUGCGCGGGCGAUCGAGAUGAGCAUGCAGGAAGACAAGGAGAAAGAAAAGGACAAAAAGUAGCCUGCUCGGCUGGUGGGCCCCUUGGGCUUGUCCUUCUGUAUUGUCGAACUUCGUUUGUUUUCUUUCUC
Messenger RNA from Laetiporus sulphureus 93-53, 1200 nucleotides. RefSeq lists its product as uncharacterized. Gene Ontology annotation, biological process: proteasome-mediated ubiquitin-dependent protein catabolic process. The transcript is spliced from 4 exons. Gene Ontology annotation, cellular component: cytosol; proteasome regulatory particle, base subcomplex; nucleus. Lineage: Eukaryota; Fungi; Basidiomycota; Agaricomycetes; Polyporales; Laetiporaceae. Bases 59 to 1132 code for a protein of 357 amino acids. The record is from RefSeq and is a predicted model, not a curated record. Gene Ontology annotation, molecular function: polyubiquitin modification-dependent protein binding.